Thecamonas trahens ATCC 50062 is the source of this 3228-nucleotide messenger RNA. RefSeq lists its product as uncharacterized. The transcript is spliced from 2 exons. NCBI's taxonomy places the organism in Eukaryota, Apusomonadida, Apusomonadidae. Gene Ontology annotation, biological process: mRNA catabolic process. Bases 1 to 3228 code for a protein of 1075 amino acids. Gene Ontology annotation, molecular function: 3'-5'-RNA exonuclease activity; acyltransferase activity, transferring groups other than amino-acyl groups; RNA binding. The record is from RefSeq and is a predicted model, not a curated record. Gene Ontology annotation, cellular component: exosome (RNase complex); P-body.
AUGGACGAGGGCUUGGGAGCUGCUGGGCUCCGACUGGAGGUGCUUGAGGGUUCCUUGGCUUGUGACGAUGUCUUGGAGGCCGUGGCACUGCUGUUGAAUAGCUUCUGGAGGCGGUCGCUGACGGCGAGGCUCGCAUCGCUGCGCAAGUCGGGCAGGGACCUGGCGCCGACCUCGUUUGUACUUGUUGAUGACAGGAGUGAGAUGAUCGUUGGCCAUGCUCGGGUCUGGUGGGCUGCGCGCAAGCCAGCGGGUGCAUCGGGACUUGCCGGGCUGGCGUCGUUGGUUGCGGACGGCAGCGAAGUGUACGUAGAGUCGGUCAUCAUUGCGCCAUCGCUGCGUGGGCUCGGAGUCGGCAAGGCGCUGAUGGCCGGCGUGGAGCAGGCUGUGGCGGAGAUGUUUCCGUCAGUGACGACUUGGUGGCUCAACACCAAGGACCAGGCGUUGUUCUACGCCUCGAUUGGGUUCGUGGAGACCUUUGAUUCUGUCGAGCACGGAUCGAGUGUGGUUGUUGCCGCUGAUGGUGAGACUGCUGCCAUCCACGAGGCCGAGGCCGAGGCCGAGCACGAGCCAAGUCGGUCGUCUGGGAAGAAGAACUGGCGGCAGAAGGCAGCCGAGCUGUGUGGCGAUGACGACGCGCCGGUGUUUGCGGCGACAGAGCCUGGACGUGGCCGCAAGGGCAAGGGCAAGGGCAAUGGCAAGGGUGACGCGAGCUUGGGCAAGUCCAAGGGCGAGGGAUCGGCAGUGGCCGAGAGUGUCCAGGCCAAGGCUAGGGCCGAGGCUGAGCGGAACAAGGGCCGCCGGGCAAACAACAACGGCUCUGGGCGCAAGCGGAGGAAGAAGGUGUACAAGACACAUCUGUCGCCGGCCGAGGUCGAUGCUGGCCUCGCCGACGGCUCGCUGACCAUCGGAGAGUUUCGCGUCAAUGCGCAUAACCCGACCGAGGGCUACGCCACGUCCAAGGACUACGAUCAGGACGUGUUUGUCGACGGGAUGACGCCCCGGAACCGGGCGUUCCACGGCGACACGGUGGCGCUGCGUGUCAAGCCCGAGUCGCAGUGGAAGAGCUUUGCCGCCGCUGAGCCGGGCUCGCGUAACGACGGGCGUGAGCCGCAACCAACCGGCUCGGUGGUGGCGAUCCUGGAUGACUCCCGGCGGCCAGCGACGCUGAUCGGGAUGUUCAAGCCGUCGCGGCGCGAUGGUCGCGUCACACCUGACGAUCGUGCGGUCCUCUUCCAGCCGCUCGACAAGAAGCAGCCGCGGCUGCUGGUUCCCAUCGCGUCCAAGCAGGCGCGCAAGGUGCUUCCUAACGACUUUCUGGAGAACUUUGACGAGUACACCGGGACCAUGUUCCAGGUCAACUUUGACUCGUGGUCCGAAGACUCGCGCUACGGCUAUGGGCGAGUGGUGGCCAAGCUCGGCAAGCUCGGCUCGGUCGCCAACGAGGAGCGGGCCAUCCUUCUCGCCAACUCGGUCAAGGACGAGCCGUUUACCGGCCGGGUCCUCCGCGAGCUCGACGCAUUUGCCGCCGAGGUCGAGGCUGCGGCGGCGUCGGACGCGCCCGACGGCUCCAGCGCGUCGUCACCGGCUGCCGGCCUCGGCGCAGGCUCGACUCGCUGGCCAAUCCCAGCGGAGGAGCUGGCGAAGCGACGCGACUUUCGCGGGCAUCGGGUGGUCUCGAUUGAUCCGCUCACUGCGCGCGAUCUCGACGACGCGCUCUCGGUUGAGGUCAUCGACGACGAGCACGUCGAGAUCGGUGUGCACAUUGCGGACGUGACGUACUUUGUGCGCGAGGGCACGCCGCUCGAUGACGAGGCUGCGGAGCGGUCGACCUCGGUCUACCUCGUCUCGCGGGUCAUUCCUAUGCUCCCGCGGAUGCUGUGCGAGCAGCUGUGCUCGCUGCAGCCGGGCGUUGAGCGGCUCACCUUUUCCGCGGUUUUCAAGAUGAACCUCAAGACCGGCGCGGUUGUCGACCGUUGGUUCGGCCGCUCGGUCAUCAAGUCGUGCGCGCAGAUGGCGUACGAGCACGCACAAAUGCUGAUCGACGGCGACGAGCUGCCUGUGCCCGAGGACGGCGGCCCGGUGCUGUUCAACGGUGUCUCCGCCGCCGACGUCGCCGCCGACGUCCUCGUCCUCCGCGACCUCUCGCGGAAGCUCCGCGCCCGCCGGUUUGCCUCGGGCGCGCUCUCGCUCCACAACCCGAAGCUGGCGUUCAAGCUCAACGAGGACAUGACCGAGCCCAUCGGAUGGCACAUCUACGAGAUCCGGGAGUCAAACAAGCUCAUCGAGGAGUUUAUGCUCCUUGCCAACCGCGAGGUCGCCAAGUUCAUCCACAGCGCCUUUCCCGAGACUGCGCUGCUCAGGCUGCACCCGCCGCCGCAGGAGCGCAAGAUGACCGAGGUCAUCGACACGCUUGCGGCCGCCGGCUACACCAUCGACGCGUCGUCGUCGGGCUCGCUCCAUGCCUCGCUGCAGCGGAUUGGCGAGGGGACGACCCAGCGCGACCGUGACGUGUACGCGGUGGUCAUGGACCUGCUCGCCUCGCCCAUGCAGUCGGCGCAGUACUUUUGCACUGCCGACCACGACGAGAACGAGUUCCGUCACUACGCGCUCGCCUUUGAUCACUACACCCACUUUACCUCGCCCAUCCGCCGGUACCCGGACUGCGUGGUGCACCGGCUGCUUGCGGCGGCUCUGGGCGAGAACCAGCCGGGCCUCGCGCCCGCCCGCGACGCCAAGGCCGUGACGGCCAUCGCCGACCACGCCAACGAGAAAAAGUACAACGCCAAGCAGGCGUCGACAGCAUCGGGCCUCUCGUACCUCUGCGUCUUUCUCGCCAACCAGCCCAUCCGCAACAUGCGGACGCUGGUCUCAGGCGUCGGCUCGUCGUCGUUCACCCUCCUCGCGCCGGGCCUCUCGCACGACGACCGGGUCUACAUCGCUGACCUCGCCAUCCACCCCGAUGCCACCACCUACGACGAGGACGAGAAGGUGCUCACGCUUCACUGGCGCGACGGCGGCGUCUCGCGCAUCGCCAUGUUUGAGCCAGUCAUGGUCGACGUCGUUGUCAACACUCGCCGCAUGCCUCACGUCCCCGCUUUGUCCCGCGCUCGCCGCUCGACUCUGGCGCCGUUGCCGCCUCGCUCUCUGCCACCGAGCUUGACGAUCUCGACGCCGCCGUCGCGGACGACGACACUGCCACCGCCGACGCCAGCACUGACGCGCCUCUAG